Molecule: messenger RNA, 3527 nt
Organism: Anthonomus grandis grandis
Lineage: Eukaryota; Metazoa; Arthropoda; Insecta; Coleoptera; Curculionidae
Gene: ABCD
Product: ATP-binding cassette sub-family D member
Exons: 13
Coding region: 610-2955 (781 amino acids)
Biological process (GO): long-chain fatty acid import into peroxisome; fatty acid beta-oxidation; peroxisome organization
Cellular component (GO): peroxisomal membrane
Molecular function (GO): ABC-type transporter activity; long-chain fatty acid transmembrane transporter activity; ATP hydrolysis activity
Source: RefSeq, a predicted model, not a curated record
ACGUCAAACCAGUUACUAUUGAGACGCGGUUGCUCGCGAACGCAAACUAUACGCGCUCGAUUUUUUUAAUGUAUUUUUGUUUUUUGUUCAUUCUAUAAUAAAACAUCAGUAUCGUGAAAAGUGUAAUUUUAAUGCACUUUUAAUUCCCUUUUUAACAGCAACAUAUCGAUCAAUUAUUGGUUAAAUGGCGUAAUUUGGUAAUUGAUUUGGCCGGGGCAAGUUGUUAUUUUUGGCCAAUCGUAUCGGUCCGUUUUAUCGUUUGAAUAAAAUAAAUUAUCUGUAACGCGGUUUCUUUUGUUUUGCCAUGGUUCAGUUCUCAGUUGGCCACUCCACAGUUUAAGUUGCUCGUUUAGCAUCAGUGCAUACGGUGGAUUUUGAGUACGGUUGUACUUGACUCAGAUUUUCAAGACAAAGCUUUUUUAGAACUAUCACAAGUGUUGAAAUAGUUUUUUUUUGAGAAUAUUGAUCGGUUCAUUGCAGUAUUACCAUGAAAAUAUCCAGUGCUUAGAGAAGAUGAAAAUUUUCAAAAUAAGAAAAAAAUAUUAACUUUUGCUAAAUAAAGUUAAUACACGUAUAUUCUCCUAACGCCGCCCAAACAACUAACUCAAAAUGCCGUCAGUAGUAUCAAAGUUCCUAGAAAAGAGUGAGCAAACGUUCGUCAAGAACCAGUCGCUUUUAUCCAGUGUCGUUAUUGGUGCAGCACUGGCAACCUAUGCCUAUAAAGUUGGUUAUCCAUUAGUGGAAAGUCUGAUCCACAAGCCAAACAAAGAGGAUAGCAAUCUAAAUAAUAAUCUAGUCAAAAACGGGGUUAGUAAACCGCAACAAAACGGCUUUAGUAAAAAGCAAAAUGGCGUGGUGCAGACUCAUGGAGAUCCUAAAAUUGAGUCUGCUAUUACUAAGAGGAAACUGAUCAGUGGGAUACCGAAUUUCAAUUUGGCCUUUAUAUUUCAGUUCAUUAAAUUGGUAAGGAUAAUGAUUCCUAGUCCGUUUUGUACGGAAACGGCACUGUUAAGCGGUCACACGAUGUUCUUAUUGCUAAGGACGUUUCUUAGUAUUUACGUAGCUAAUUUAGAGGGUGCUAUAGUUAAAUUUAUAGUGAAAAAAGACCCCAACAACUUUAUUAAGCAGCUGAUGAAAUGGUUCGCAGUAGCUAUACCAGCUACUUUUAUAAAUAGUAUGAUUAGAUAUUUAGAAAGCAGAAUAGCUUUAAGUUUUCGUUCAAGACUGGUAGAACAUUCAUAUAAACUCUACUUCAAAAACCAGAGCUACUAUAGAGUAACAGUGCUGGAUGGUAGGUUAGAUAAUUGCGCGCAGCGACUUACAGAUGAUAUUGAAACUGUCGCAAGCACAGUUUCGCACCUUUACGGACAAAUAACGAAACCGUGUUUCGACAUUCUACUGAUGGCCGUUGCCUUAGCCAAUUUGGUGAAGUCUAGGAAUUCCAAUUUACUUGCUGGACCAGUUAUUAUAAGCGGAGUAGUAGUUGUUUCUGCGUUAUUAUUAAGGCUGGUCUCUCCAAGAUUUGGACAUCUAGUGGCUCUAGAGGCUGAAAAGAAAGGCUACCUACGUCACGUCCAUGGACGUAUCGUUCAAAAUGCUGAAGAAAUUGCCUUCUAUAAUGGACAUAAAGUUGAACAGAGUCACCUUCGGAGCGCCUACAGAAUCUUAACCCAACAUUUAGAACACAUGUUUGCCGUAAAACUGUGGUUCGUUAUGCUUGAACAAUUUUUGAUGAAGUAUGUGUGGUCUGGAACUGGUAUGAUUGUGGUAUCCCUUCCUGUCUUUUUACCGCAAGUGAUCACAUCAGCUAAACCAAAGAAGCGAAAACUUUUACCUUUACCAUUGCCAGACUCCGGUUCAAUAGAAAUAUCUGCAGAUCCGAAUGUGGAAGUCGGAAAUACUGAUGGAGUGAGCGACUCUGUUUCGGAGAGAACUCAUUACUUUACUACUGCAAAAAAUCUUCUGCUUACUGGCUCAAAUGCUGUCGAGAGGCUUAUGAGUAGUUACAAAGAUAUUGUGGAACUGGCAGGUCAUACCGCACGUGUGGCCAACAUGUUCACUGUUCUCGAAGAGGCCAGCCAUGGAGUUUAUCAUAAAACUGUCGUAGCUAAAAAGGAAAAAACUGGCGACUUCGAGGUUGAGUUUAACGGAGACCAACCCGUGGCUAAAGGCAAAGUUCAUCCUUCGACAAAUUUCGAAAUCAUUUUGAAAAAUGUUCCAAUUGUGACGCCCAACUGUGACGUAGUAUGUCCCUCAUUAAGUUUCCAGUUAAAACCAGGACAACAUCUGCUUAUAACUGGGCCCAAUGGCUGUGGUAAAUCAAGUUUAUUCCGCAUUUUGAGCGGUUUAUGGCCUGUUUACGGUGGUGAGCUCACCACACCGAAAAAUUCGAUGUUCUAUAUUCCUCAGAGACCAUAUAUGGUGAUAGGUAACCUAAGAGACCAAAUUAUCUAUCCAGACACCUACGCGGAUAUGAUCAAUAAGCAAGUGACUGAAGAUGAUCUUAGAAGAAUCAUGCGGCUGGUUCAUCUGGAACACAUAGUUGAAAGGGACACUUUCCAUGAAAUUAAGGACUGGACUGAUAUAUUGUCUGGUGGAGAAAAGCAAAGGAUGGCGGUUGCCAGGUUGUUUUAUCAUAAACCCAAAUAUGCGCUUCUGGACGAGUGCACUUCAGCGGUUUCAAUCGACGUCGAGAGUCAAAUGUACCAAUCAGCCAUUGAUAUGGGAAUCACACUUUUAACUAUUACACACAGGCCGACAUUAUGGAAAUUCCACAGUCAUAUUUUACAAUUCGACGGACAAGGCUACUGGGAAUUUUCAGAACUGAACUGCACCAGCCGACUAGACUUAAAGAAAGAGAAAGAUUUACUUUUGGAACAACCAAAGAGUGAAGAACGCGACAAAAGGUUAAAAGAAAUUAAUAUGGAACUUGGAGAAGACGAUACUUCUUUAUAAUUAAGAGAAAAGCCUUGCUAAACCAAUACAGAUUUUACCUGAAGCCUCUCAUUAGAGAGGUUUAGGGUGCGUUUAAUCUUUUAACUAUUCCAUCCUUUAUUAUUUGUUUGUAUAUAUAUGAUAUAAUAGUUAUAAAGCAAUAUAAAAAGAACAUUUUACAACUUUAUAUUACAACAAACUGUACAUAACAUGAGUAUGUAGUUAUUUACUGAACAAGACCAGGUAUCAAUUAUAAAUUCAACUUGCCAGUAACAUUUUUUGGAUUAAGUAUUUAUAAAUAGUUAUAGGUUAUUGAUCAGUAAUUUGUGAUUAAAAAAUAUAACAGGCGAGUGAUAAUUUUAAGUUUAUUUCCGAGCAUAUUACUAUGUUAUUUUUAAAAUACUUUUGAAAUAAUAAUUAAGAACUACUUGUGAUUUAUUGGGUAAAUAUAAAGUUGUUAUUCGUGUACUGUCUUUUAUAGUAUCAAAAAGUUGUGAUUCUUUGUUUUUAGUCAUAUACUCUUAUUUUUAACAAAUCAAAUAUAUUAUGUAGAAAAUUCUUAAGGAAAAAUUAUUAAAUGUAUUAUUAUUAAA